Molecule: messenger RNA, 1687 nt
Organism: Sardina pilchardus (European sardine)
Lineage: Eukaryota; Metazoa; Chordata; Actinopteri; Clupeiformes; Clupeidae
Gene: c22h8orf33
Product: chromosome 22 C8orf33 homolog
Exons: 5
Coding region: 521-1357 (278 amino acids)
Source: RefSeq, a predicted model, not a curated record
AAUCGCCGACAUAAUUCGUAUAAUUUCAACUCUCUCAAACUGUCUGCAAACGUUUGACAAUGCACAUGGCUGCAAUGUCCGUGUCAUAGUUUGAUAAAGAUUCAGCAGAACACCUCUGACCUUUCGAAUCCCAUUGACCCUUGACCAAGCGGAACCUUUCUAUAGAAUAUUCUGUUGAUGGGGGAAGCUUGCGUUGCACCAGACAAAAAGCAUGAUGGACAUGGGUAGGUUUGGUAUGUUUACAUGUUGAAAUGUAAUACUGUCGAAUCUUUCCAAACGUUGCUCCUUUGCCUGCGAGACUUUGUUCAUAAGAAACCGAAAUCCGUUCAACCAGGAACACCAUAGGUUGAGAUAGAGAGUUAAAAGUCGAUUCCACUGUGAGAAUCAACUAAACAACAGGUUGACUUCGUUUUUACUCUGCAUUCGUACGUGUCGUUUCUACUGACAGAUUGUGAACCUUGAUUAACUGUGUUUGGAGACUUAGCGCAAUUAGUUCGGCAGCCCUUCCUAUGCAACCCGAAUGACGAAAACACAAGGAGAAUCGGGACAAGGCUUUCACUGGAAGCGCAGUGACAACUCCUUCGCCUUCAACUUCCAACCACAAGGAGCUUCUGCACAGCCUCAGACCGCAGCUCCUGUCUUGGAGACACCACCACAGGCGUCAGGAUUCACCUUUAACUUUCAGAUCCCCGCAGCAUCUGUAUGCAACACCAUGGAGGUAGCACCAGAGGCUGCCCCGAACACUGAAGAUGUAUCUCACAGCACAGGUGCACCACCAUCCUCCAAGUCCAAGAAAAAGAAGAAGAAGAAGGGGGAAGGAGGUGGUUCAGCCAGCGCUGCAAAAAUACCUGGACCUCCUCCAGAAGCUCAACAGGAGAGCUCUGAGUUGACACCAGAACAACAGCUAAAUCGUGAGCUUGACUGGUGUAUAGAACAGCUUGAGUUGGGCCUACGGACACGGAAAACCACACCAAAGCAAACUGAAGAGUCUGUUCGUGCUCUGAAGACCCUGCGCAGUCCUAAAGCUCCGCUGAUCAAGAAAAGGCAGGUGAUGCGUGCUGUUGCAGGGGACUACCGCAGCAAGAUGGAGCAGGAGAAAGACAAGCAGUUCAAGUUGAUUCAGUCCUCAAUCAGUUCAGCACGGGUAAAAACUGUUGCUGAACCUGCCCGGAAGCCCGUGUUCCACCGGAAAGCCGGACCCAAAGUUACACAAGAGCACACAACCACACAGAAUACAGAUGCUGCGCACACGCAGGCCACCACGGUGCCCUCUGACAGCACGGAGGGACAGCCUCAGGAGUCACAGGGUUUCAUUUUCAAGCCCUCUCAAGAGGAGUUCUGCUUCAACUUCUUGUGACUCCACAAGUGCCAGAACCAUGAAAUUGGAAAGAGUUCCGAAUUCUAUGCCCAGAAUCAGAGUCAACAAUUGGUCUCUCUGGCAAUGAAUUAAACAGAAUUCAGGUGAUUCUGAAUAUGGAAUUUGCUAUUAUGGAGGAGGUGGAGUGGAAUGUCUUAGAGUUCUGAAGAGAACCAUUCUGGACUUUUUAUCUUAUUUCCUGUGUUUGUGCCAGAGCCAUGUAUGUGUGCGUGUGAAUGAAUACUCAAACACUUGCAUGUGGACUGAGACUUUUAUUUUUGUGACCUAAAACAAUUUCAUCAGAAGAAUAAACAGAAUUCUCCAACACUA